CAAUCAGGUCGUUUAAAAAUUUCUACUAACCCGUAAAAUUACAGGAACCUGCGUUUUUCGAGUCGAUGAACACUCCACCAUUUUUCAAAAUGUCAAAUGUCACCCAUUUUGUUUAACGAAUUUGAGGUUAUCAGUGAUUCAACUAAAACUCUUAAAUCGUCGAUAUUUUAAAUAAACAUGUCUGAAACGGCCGGAAACUGGUGUUUGAUCGAAAGCGACCCCGGAGUUUUUACAGAAUUAAUCCGCGAGUUCGGUGUAAAAGGUGUCCAAGUGGAAGAAUUGUGGAGUCUCGAGCCCGAGCAGUUCGAAAAGUUAAAGCCCAUCCAUGGUCUCAUAUUUUUGUUCAAAUGGACCAAAGACGACGAACCCAGCGGCUCGAUCGUGCAAGACACCCGUUUAGAGAAGAUAUUUUUCGCCAAACAAGUCAUAGAAAACGCGUGUGCAACGCAGGCGAUUUUAAGUGUGUUAUUAAAUUGUCGACAUGCUGAUUUAAAGUUAGGUCAUACUUUAACUGAACUUAAAGAUUUCUGUCAAGGUUUUGAUGCAAAUAUGAAAGGAUUAACUAUAAGUAAUUCGCCUGUUAUUAGGUCGGUUCAUAAUUCUUUUGCUAGACAGCAGAUUUUUGAGUUUGAUCCUUCUUUGGCUAACAAAAAUGAGGAUGUUUUUCACUUUGUUAGUUACGUGCCCAUAGAUGGGAGACUCUACGAACUCGACGGUCUCAAAACGGGGCCCAUCGACUUGGGGCCGCUCACGGCCGACACCGACUGGACGGACGUCGCUCGCCCCAUCAUCGAGAAGAGAAUACAGAGGUACACCGAGGGCGAAAUUCACUUCAAUCUAAUGGCGAUAGUGAGCGACAGAAAAAUGCUCUAUCAAAGGCAAAUAGACAACUUACAAAAAUGCGUUGACGAAUCCGGGAUGGAAACAGACUCCCAACAAGCUGAAAUUGCACGCUUGCGUUUGCUCAUUGAAGACGAGGACAAUAAACGAAGUCAAUAUCGCAUCGAAAAUAUUAGACGCAAACACAACUAUUUGCCUUUGAUAGUGGAAAUUUUAAAAAUUUUGGCCAAAGAAGGAAAACUAAUGACGCUAUAUGAACAGGCCAAGCAAAAAACUUUGAAAAAACAAAAGGCCAAAAUGUCGUCUUAACACUUUUUCUACUAAUAAACAAUUUCAAACAGA
Molecule: messenger RNA, 1182 nt
Organism: Tribolium madens (black flour beetle)
Lineage: Eukaryota; Metazoa; Arthropoda; Insecta; Coleoptera; Tenebrionidae
Gene: Uch-L5
Product: ubiquitin carboxyl-terminal hydrolase isozyme L5
Exons: 4
Coding region: 178-1149 (323 amino acids)
Biological process (GO): ubiquitin-dependent protein catabolic process; protein deubiquitination
Cellular component (GO): cytoplasm
Molecular function (GO): cysteine-type deubiquitinase activity
Source: RefSeq, a predicted model, not a curated record